ACGAAUAGAAACUGCAAACACUUAACAGAAAGAAGCAUGGAGGCAGACGAGGUUGCUUUAUAUGAUAGACAGAUUCGGCUAUGGGGGUUUAGUGCUCAGGAAGCUAUUAAACGUGCUCGGGUGUUGCUACUGACAGUGAGUCCAUUAGCAAAUGAAAUUGCAAAAAAUAUAGUUCUCGCUGGAGUCGGAGAACUUUGUUUUCAAGAUGAAAACUUAGUGACGGAUGAAGAUGUUGCUACACAAUUUCUGUUAGAUAAAUCCGAUAUCGGAUGCGGUAGGGCCCAUGCCGCUGCCAAAAAAAUUGCAUCUUACAAUCCACUUGUAAAAGUUACUGUUAACGAAAAAAGUGCAUCUACUCUUUCCCAAGAUGAAUUGGCCGAAUACAGUGUAAUUAUCGCUACCCAAUUACCGUUACAAACGGUGUUAACUGUGAAUGACAUGUCACAUAAAGCUGCAGUACCAUUCUACUUUGUCUCAGUCUUUGGAAUGUAUGGUUUCGCAUUUACCGACUUGAGAAAACACACAUUUAUCAUAGAACGCACUCAAGAAAAUAAGAAAGUACAAGAAGAAAAGUCUGUAAGACAAAAACCACUUUCGGAGGCAAUCCUUUGCGUAAUCGGUGACAAAAUCUCCAAACGCAAGGCAGCACGAAUAAGUCCUUGUCUUCCUGCUUUGCUGGCCAAACUAAAAAGCCCAUGUGCUGGUACAGAGGCCAUCGUUAACGAAGCUAUUCGCCUGCACUUAGAACCGGACAAACUCUUUCCCAAUACAUUCUUCGAGAGGUUUAUGCGGAAUUGUGAAUUUGAAUGGGCGCCCAUAGCUUCUGUUGUUGGCGGAAUCAUAUCCCAAGAUGCUCUUAAUGUUCUCGGAAAUCGUGAAUAUCCAAUGGAUAACAUUUGGAUAUAUGAUGGAGAAACGGGUUCUGGCCCUAUAUAUAAAUUUGAUUAAUAUUGAUUUUACGAUUUCUCAUUUUUGAAAUAACACGUUGCAAACAAUAUGCUUCCACUGCGUACGGGUGCGUUAUUUGUCAAAUUUCAUAUCCUUUAUAGCGAGUAUAAUAGCGAGUA
This is a messenger RNA of Schizosaccharomyces japonicus yFS275, 1067 nucleotides long. Its product is annotated as SUMO E1-like activator enzyme Rad31. The coding region runs from base 37 to 948 and encodes 303 amino acids. The record is from RefSeq and is a predicted model, not a curated record. NCBI's taxonomy places the organism in Eukaryota, Fungi, Ascomycota, Schizosaccharomycetes, Schizosaccharomycetales, Schizosaccharomycetaceae. The transcript has 5 exons. Gene Ontology annotation, molecular function: ubiquitin-like modifier activating enzyme activity.